This is a messenger RNA of Cheilinus undulatus (humphead wrasse), 1926 nucleotides long. Its product is annotated as prospero homeobox protein 1-like. Gene Ontology annotation, molecular function: RNA polymerase II cis-regulatory region sequence-specific DNA binding; DNA-binding transcription factor activity, RNA polymerase II-specific. Gene Ontology annotation, cellular component: nucleus. The transcript is spliced from 6 exons. Lineage: Eukaryota; Metazoa; Chordata; Actinopteri; Labriformes; Labridae. The record is from RefSeq and is a predicted model, not a curated record. Bases 1 to 1803 code for a protein of 600 amino acids. Gene Ontology annotation, biological process: regulation of transcription by RNA polymerase II.
AUGGGACCACAGCCUCCUUUGAUCAGUAGGCAGAGUAAAGGUAUGUAUUACUCUAGCAACAUUUGCCCUGGUGGCCGCACUGCAGAGCAUCUCUCCAGUCUUCAACCUGACCUUUCUUUGACAGACAGACAGCAGAUCAAAAUGUUUCAUGAGCAAACUUGUUACAGCAGCAGUGAUGCCUGUUCAAUGGUGACCUGUUCCAGUCAGCAGGAGCUCAAUCUCGCCAGAGACAAUGGACACGUAUCCACAAAAAGGCACCCAUCUGAUGCAUCCAGCUCUUGUGGUCACCCUGACUGGUACUACAACAGCGGUCAUCGAGCAAAGCGGGCCAGAGUGGAGAGCAUUAUCAAAGGCAUGGUCACCUCUCCGGGGAUGCAGCACACAGACUUGAUGACAAACCAGUAUGUGGAGUCUGGCAGCACAGAGGAGAAUGAAAGGAUUCAAGAACUGCCUCUACAUCAGGGAGGAAGUAGAUCUGACGGUGUGAUCCACAGCCAGAAAACACAAGAACACCCUGAGAGUCAGCUCAAAACAAGGUUUGUCAGCAUGGAUGCAGUAAACGACACAUCAGGCAUCAAUAGAGAAGAGCAAUAUCUCACCUGGAAAGAUUCUCUUGAAACUACACCGGGAAAUGAAUCCAUGGGCUCAUUUAAUGAGCUUGAAAGCAGCUCAAGAAAGUUACAGGGAUGGAAGAAAGUGAAGCUGAUGAGCUACUUCCAAUCCAAACCUGAGAGAAUGAAAUUAAUAUCAGAUGUUUUAAAGUACGAACUUUCCAGAGCUGUCAGCAGGAGCGUGGACUCAAUUUUCAAAAGCAUGCCGCUUCUUCAGACAUCGGCAAUUGAUGGAGGGAAUUUACAGACUGAUCUCCAUCUUUAUCCAACAGGAUGCAAAGAUAAUAACCCGGGCCUUAUGUGUAAUGGAAAUGCAGAGAUGCCAAUUCAGGAUACUCAGACAGAAGCUUUGUCUCUGGUUGUACCAAAGCCUCGACUACAGAGGGACAUGUUCCCCCAUCUGUCAAAAUCAAGAGGCCACUAUAAUCCCAAAACUCUGGUCCCUUUGAGUAAAGACUCUGUUCUGCAUGAGGAAGAGCUGUCUGAGGAGACUACCCACCAUCAUGCUCUACAUAGCUUACAGGAUGAAGUUGGUCCAGUAAAGUUUGAGAAGUUUAACACGCAUUGGAAUUCAGUCAAAGUGAGAUCAAAGGUUAACUCUAGAUCUGUCAGAAAACCUCAUACCCACACUGUGUCAGUUGAUCCUCUGUUUUUAGAAAGUUUGUCUCUCCCUCAUGUGAAGAUUGAGUCAGAUAGGCUGGUGAAGAAUCAGCUGUACAUGCCGAAUGAGGGUCUCACCACGAGCCAUCUGAAGAAAGCAAAGCUCAUGUUCUUCUACACCCGUUAUCCAAGCUCCAUGGUGCUGAAGAUGUGCUUCCAUGAUGUGCAGUUCACGCGCUGCAUUACCUCUCAGCUCAUCAAGUGGUUCAGUAACUUCAGGGAGUUUUUCUACAUCCAGAUGGAGAAGUUUGCCCGUCACGCUCUCGUAGAAGGAUCGACCGACGUGAGGGGUCUGACUGUGGAGAGAGAAUCAGAACUUUUUAGAACUCUGAAUACACACUACAACAAAGCCAACGACUUCAACGUCCCUGACAGAUUCCUGGAAGUUGCAGAAAUUACAUUACGAGAAUUUUUCAUCGCCAUUUCAUUGGGAAAAGAUUGCGACCCAUCGUGGAAGAAAGCAAUCUACAAAGUGAUCUGUAAACUGGACAGUGAUGUACCAACAGAGUUCAAACACCAUCACUCUGGAUGAGAACAAGCCAGGAGACUUCAUGUGCCACAGUGGUUACUCUCACAAAGUGGACUUACUCAUGCUUAGUAGAGAAUUUUUGCUUAUACUGAAGAGCAGAAAAUAAGGUAAAACAGGUGAGUAAAA